AUGAGAGUCCACAGCAGCCUCCCCAACGUCCUGAGGGUCGUGGUUACUGCCUCGUGUGUCGUUGCCGCCAGCCCCUACAGCCCACGUUUUUGGACUGUCGGCCAGCCGGUCACGACCACGAGCGGCCGAGUCGACGGGCACGUCGCCUCCGGCGCAGACCAGGUAUCGGAAUAUUUGGGCAUUCCCUAUGCUCAGCCGCCUGUUGGAGCGUUGCGCUUCCAACCUCCAGCCACUUACGACGCCUCCUCCUCCCCGAUCAAUGGGUCAGCAUUCGGACACCAGUGCAUGCAGCCCGCAUCUAACUCGCCCAUAAGUCUUGAGACCAUCAUGCAACUGGGAAUACCCGCCUCUGCCGCUGAUGUGACCAAGGUGCUCGAGGACACGGGCUCCCAGAGCGAGGACUGUCUGACGCUGAACGUGUGGACCAAGCCACAGACGGGGGAUACGAAAAAGGCUGUGCUGGUCUGGGUCCACGGCGGUGCUUUUGUCACAGGAAGCUCCCGAAUCCCAGCAUACAAUGGAAAGUUCAUCGCGGACCAGGAGGACGUCGUGGUGGUAUCCAUGAACUACCGCCUCAACAUCUUCGGCUUUCCGGGCAACCCCAUCUCCGCCCCCAACCUUGGGCUGCUCGACAUCCGCAUGGCCAUGCAAUGGAUUCGCGAUAACGUGGAACAAUUCGGCGGCGACGCCAAAAGAAUCACCAUGUUUGGCCAGUCUGCCGGGGGAUCUCUGGUCGACUACUACUCGUAUGCAUACGCGUCCGACCCUAUCGCCAACGGCUUCAUCCCGAUGAGCGGCGUCGCCAAUGGAUUUGGCGUCUUCGCCAACGAGACAGUCAGUCAGAAAUGGUUCCAAAUCUCGUCGAUUGUCGGUUGCGGUAGUGCCUCGACCAACCCCAAAGAUGUCUCGGACUGCAUGUCGAAAAAGAACGCGGCCGAGCUCAUUGCCACCCUGGCCAACACCACCAGCCCUGUAUCGGCCGGGCUCACGUUUGCACCCGUGGUAGAUGAGCAUCUCAUCUUUGCUGAUUACGCUAUUCGUGACUCGGCCCAGGCGGGGUACCUCAUCGGUAAUGCUGAGAACGAGGCCGGUCUUUUUAAGAUUGGAGCCCCUACCGUCAACGAAACCUACUGGUUCGGCUUUAACCUCGUGGCCUAUACGUGCCCUGCUGCGAGAAGGGCGGCACGAGCGGUGUCUGCCGGUCACCCGACCUGGCGGUACCGUUACUUCGGCGACUUCCCCAAUAUGGCCGUUACCACGACGCCGCCAAGCGGAGCUUGGCAUGCAUCAGAGCUCCCUGUCCUAUUCGACACGGCACCUCAGACGGCCGUCAAGAGCACGGAACAGGAGAUCGCCGUCGGCAAGUACAUGCGCGGCGCGUGGGCAGCCUUUGCAAAGGACACUCAAUCCGGCCUCCUCAAUUACAACGGCCAGUGGCCCAUGUAUCAGAUCAAUGGCGCCACUCUCAACCGCAUCUCGUUCGAGAACCAGACGGGCACGAACCUGGCACUUGGAGACUCGUACGACGGGUACUGCGCGCAACUGGGAUUUCCCAUUGCUUCAGCCCCCUCCUUCCUCCAUUAA
This is a messenger RNA of Colletotrichum graminicola M1.001, 1584 nucleotides long. Its product is annotated as carboxylesterase. The coding region runs from base 1 to 1584 and encodes 527 amino acids. Lineage: Eukaryota; Fungi; Ascomycota; Sordariomycetes; Glomerellales; Glomerellaceae. The record is from RefSeq and is a predicted model, not a curated record. The transcript is spliced from 6 exons.